GUUCAGCCAUUUUAUCGAGGCAUAUUAUUUCGCGCAGAGAGACUCAACACAGAAAAAUCUUCUUUGUUUAAAGAUUUUUGAGUGCUAAGAAAUCGUUAUCAAUGCUAUGAGCAAAGAAGAUCCUCCCCCAAGCCCUGGCCAUGGCCUAUUUGAUCCCACUAAUCAUCUUCUGGGUCCACCACCCACAUCAAUGGCUGGAGGUCUGCCAUUUCCUUCUUUAGCUCAUCUUCCCAGUGCUUUUUCUCUGCUCGGACGUCAGCCUAUGUUCGCACCUUCAUUAUUUGGUGGACUCGGAGCCCUGUCAAGCCCUUUAUUAAAUCCUGCUUUCAAUCCAGCUGCAGCUGCCUAUCUAGCUGGUGUACAGAAACAUUUUGUUGAAUCACUUUCACCACCACCAUCAUCAUUAAAAUCAUCGUCUAAAUCAGCGCCAUCUCCGACCUCACAGAAACGUUCGUCAUCCUCAUCCUCCAAACGAGUCACAAGUAGUCCAUGCAGCACAGCAUCAUCAUCAGCCAGCAGUCAUCAAGUCAAUGGAAGAUCCCCCACCCCUACAUCUGCCACAGUUUCUUCUAAAUCCACCAUCAGUUCAGGAGAAGGCUCAAGAAAACGAAAACAGAAAGUACCUAAAGCAGUGGCUGUUCCAAUAUCCUCCUCCGUAACAAAAUCUUCACCAUUAUCCAUUCCAUCUUACCCUAAAAUAAAAUCAACGUUUAACUCCUCAAAAAUACCUAAUCAAAUCCCCAAAAAAGAACAGAAAGUGGACAAUGGAAUGCUAUCAGAUAGCGACAGUCAUUCAUUGGUUAGUUCAGGAAGUUCGAUCAGUGAUGAUAGUUACGCAGAUAAUAUCACCAGUGAUGACGAGAGGCAAAGAAGAAAAAAACUGAAAGUAGGUGAGGACGACGAUAACAAAUACCAGAUAACGCCACAUCAAAUCGAUGGACUAAAGAAACAACUUCUAGCUGAUCAGAUCCGACAACGUGUUCAAAAUAAAAACAACUCUGAAAUAUCACCUCAACAAUCACCCAAAAAUAAAGAACGCAAACCAAAAAAUCCCAAAUUUCUGUCUCAAAUAGAAAAUGAAGAUCAGCUGUCUCAACAGGAAGAAUUAAAACAUCAAUUAGAGGUGGAGUUAAAACAACAGAAGAAUCGAUUACGUUUAUUGAUGAAAGAAGCCGAGAAUCAGAAGUCACAAGACAACACGUCAACAGACACAAGCAAUGUCACCAAAUCAGUACCUCCAUUAAAACUAAAAAUACCUAAUCUAAAAUUUAAACUUCAACCCGAAGCGAAUGGAAGUGAUUUAGGGGAAGGAACAUCUAAACCCCAGCUCAAUGACCUGGAUAAAGUAGGAACGACGUCGGACUCGGAUACAGACUCUGAUGAUAGUGGAAGUUCUGAUAAUGAUAGUAGUAAUGAUUCAGAUCGGGAUCAGUCGCAAGGUUCACAAAAUGACAGCCGUGAUAAUGGUGAACAUGGUGAAAAACACAGUCUGGAUUCGGAGUCGAUGGACGAAGCUGGAACUAGAAAGAAACGUCGAUUGGUGACAGAUGAAUCGGAACUACGUAUACCAUUAGAACAUAGCUGGUUGCGUCAGACUACCAUACACACGAUGGGCAGACGCGGUAUCGUGGGAGAAGUUCUAUAUUUUGCUCCAUGUGGAAAGAAAAUGAGGACAAUUCCUGAUGUCAUAAGGUAUCUGGAUCGUCACAAUAUAACUGAUCUCACUCGCGAUAAUUUCACCUUUAAUACCAAGGUCAACGUUGGAGAGUUCUUCGAGCUGCUUCAAGGUCAAACUAGUCCCGUUAAACUGUCUGAGAUUGAAGUGAUGGAACGGAUAGAGAUGUCGAGGGGGAAGCGGGCACGGAUGCAAGCUAACGCUAGAAAGAAGCGAGAGCGAUGCAUGAAACAACAAGCUCUAGCCAAACAACUGAUGGAAUUAAAUAUGAAACGCAAAUUAGAGCAAGAAGAAUUAUCUCAGAAAGCUGCUGAAAUCAAAUUCCAGAAACGUUUAGAAAGACAGAGACAGAAAAUACAGCAAAGAAGACAACAACAGUUGAAAUUAGUUAUUGAGAGACAAAAACAACAGGAACAGCUAAAACAUGCCAAACAACAGGAGAAAGUUCGCAAACAAGAACAGCUGAGAAUGGAACGAGAAAUGAAAGCUCAGCAGAUAUUGGAGGUUUGUCUUCCAGCAUAA
This is a messenger RNA of Patella vulgata (common limpet), 2197 nucleotides long. RefSeq names its product bromodomain adjacent to zinc finger domain protein 2B. The record is from RefSeq and is a predicted model, not a curated record. Gene Ontology annotation, molecular function: DNA binding. The transcript has 12 exons. The coding region runs from base 107 to 2197 and encodes 696 amino acids. Lineage: Eukaryota; Metazoa; Mollusca; Gastropoda; Patellidae.